Molecule: messenger RNA, 2271 nt
Organism: Colletotrichum truncatum
Lineage: Eukaryota; Fungi; Ascomycota; Sordariomycetes; Glomerellales; Glomerellaceae
Biological process (GO): chromatin remodeling
Cellular component (GO): Swr1 complex
Molecular function (GO): ATP-dependent H2AZ histone chaperone activity
Source: RefSeq, a predicted model, not a curated record
AUGGAGCGGAAGAGGAAGCUGCCCGCCAGGGCUGCCGCGCGCGUCGAGCACAUCGCGAAGAAGCGCACCGUCACCCCUCCCGAACAUCGUUCCCUCACACCCGUCCCGGCUCCCGUCGAGGAACCUCCGCCGCCGCCUUCGCUGCCCAAGUCCGUUCAGCCUGGAAAGCCGCUACCUACUGUCGAGGAUCCCCAACCCGAUGAUCUCCCCGCGAAGGAGUACCAGUCCUUCCAAGAGAGCGGCGUCUUGGCCGAGUCUCUCGCCCGCUCGCGACACAGAUGGAUGGCCGAGGGCAUGUUUGAGAAAUACUGGACGAAGCCUCUGAGGAGGAAAGGCGCAACAGAAGAUCCCAAGAAUCCGGCCAAAGACACCAUGACCAAGAUUGGCCAAGUGCAGAUUACCAUUGAACCUCACGUAUUUGAGGCAACCAUGUGGGCUAUCAAGGAUCCGAAACCACCACCGGCAACCACGCAGGCAACCUUCCGUCCAAUCUUGCAGUACGGUCCUCCCAACGGCUCCAUGCCGCCUCCUCCUACGCCGGUCACGACGAAUUCAAAUCCGCCGCUGGCCCCAGCCGAUGCGAAGUCGACGCCUCCAGCUUCGACACCAGCUCCCCCAUCGCCUGCACUUCAACAAGCGCCGUCAAGGCUAUCCUCGGCAGCAGCAGCCGAGGUACCCAAGACGAUGCCAUCACCGCGUAGUUUGGAGCCCAUGCUGCCAGUAGCCGCCACACCACCUCCGUCGAGGCCAGUCGCGCCAGUUGCGCCGGCGGCACCGCCUGGACAGGGACCAGCACACUCGCCAGCACCUGCACCAGGUACUCCAUCAAAUCCUGUCCUCCAACCUGGCGUGCCAAAUUCAGCGCCAAACUCGCGGCCAUCGAGUUCCACUCCGACGCCCGCUAUGGGAGCCGUGAAGCCGGCAGCUCCCAAGCCUCAGGGUACCGACCCGAUCAUCAUGACGUUAGCCGAAAAGGCCUCGGAGGAUCCUGUUCUCCGCGACCUGAUGAAGCGCGUUGCCGCGGGAGAAGCAAAGCCUGAUGAGCUUAGUAAUUUCCAAAAGAUUAUUGAUCAAAUUACGGCCGAGUACAAAAGAAAAGGCGGUCAACAGGGGCCUUCAGCGGACAGGCUGUUAGUCGACGGGAGGACAGUCAAGUACUUCGCCGACGAGGUGCGCACUAUUUUGGAUAUUGUGCUUGCCACCAACCCGCGCCAAAAAUCAAACGAGCUGCUACCCCCCCGUGGCAGUGACCCAUUGGUAGUCGCUCUGGUGAGAGCAGCUUUGGAUGAUACCAAGGUACGGGCGAUGAUUCGAAGGAUUGCCGACGGCCAGCCAGGAUUCACAGAUGCGACCGACCUUAAAUCAACGCUUGACAGACUGCACAAGGAUCUCAAGGGCGGGCAAACCCCUCAACCUCAGCCAUCUACCCCGCAGACUCCAGUUAACGGCGUUCCGAAUGGCCAACCAUUGAAGCCGGCGGCUGCCGCACCCACACCUUCACCAAAACCAGCUGCAGCUCCUUCACCCGCACCGCAGUUGCAGCACCCUCCCCAGCAGGCGCUGCGCUCCAAAGGCCCUCCGCAACCACCGGCCCGCCCCGAAAUCUCGGGCGUCUGCUUUGAUUUCACCGGCGGAAAUGGAGAUCGCUAUCUGUUCCCAAAGUAUAGUAUUCUGGAAUACCAGCCGGGCGGACAGCAGGUUAUUGCCUCGUUCCUAAUUGUUCGCAAAGGCAGUCAACUGGAGUAUGGUGGAGACUCAAAGCUCGAUUACUAUCAACCGGUCACCAUCCGGAUAUACGCUCAGUCUGGACGGAAUCUCGAGUAUCUUCAGAGGGUCGUCGCACCUCCUGACGAGGUCAGGCGGUAUAUGGACGACGUCAUGGAUAACAUGACGCGAGCAGAAUACGUCCUUCUGGCAAUGCGCCUGCCCCGCGGCGAGCGUGAGCCAGAUAAGGAGCAGAACGGCAAGGAGAUUGCUGGUAUAAGUGGACAAGCCUCUCGACCGGAAUCCUCUGUCCCCGACGUCCCGGCGCCGAAGCAGCAGUCAGUCAUGUGGGGUCCACUGACGUCCAAGUUCGUCCAAAAAUUCAACAAGAAGUGGUUUGAAGAAUGGAAGAGGAUUGAAAAAGCCACCGAUAAGAGGCCUACAGUGUCCGACGAGGUCUUCCAGGAGGCCAGCGAGGCAGUUGGCCGCGAUCCCCUGGACAAGGACAUAGAAUACGAGAAGAUGAUUGAGCUCUUGGCAGCCAAGGACACCGAGUCCUCAUCUUAA